CGCUCCACGAUCGCAAUAAUGGCUCCUCUUACUCUCGCUCUAGGUGUCCUUGCAGGGCUUACACCCCUUGCUCUCGCAAGCCCCGGCUGUGGUAGUUCGUUGCCGAUCAACUUCAAGCCUGGUACCUCAACCCACAAUGUGACUAUUUCAUCCAAAUCCGUUAUUGGCCAAACAACGCAACGGGAAUACAUUUUGCAUUUACCUACGAAUUAUGCUCCCUCGAAUAACAAGCCGGCGCCGCUGAUCUUUGCUUUCCACGGCCAAUUGCAGCCUGCGCGGAACAUGGAGAAGAUCAGCCAGUUGUCAGACCCGAACUUCAACAAGGAUUCCAUUGUCGUAUACCCUGCCGGCAUGGACGUGCAAUGGCUAGGCGACGUUGCUGCGCCCAACUCUUCGGUUAUUGACGACCGCAUCUUCGUCGAUGAGAUCCGGAAGAACCUAACAGGUACCUUUUGCGUGGAUGAAAAGCGCCUCUACGCCACUGGUGUAUCCAACGGAGGAAGCAUGGUUGCGCUUCUCAUGUGCGACGCAGCCCUUAACAAGCACUUUGCUGCCGUUUCCACUGUCGGCGGAGCCUUCUACCCGGAUGCCGUCAUGACGGAGCCGCUCUACCAAGCAGGCUGCAAACCAGACCUACGGGGCCGAGCACUUCCUUACUUGAACCUACAUGGUCUCAGUGACAAGAUUGUUCCGUACAACGGCAAUAACACUCCACCCUUUAUCCCCGUCCGUGAAUGGAUUGACACGUGGGUUGCGCGCGACAACUGUGAAAGCAACUACGUGACCGAAGUUACUGAGAAUGGGACCGUGACAGAUCUUAAGUGGAAAUGUAAUGGCCACAAAGAUCUGGUGCUGCACAGGGAGGUCAAGGGCUAUGGCCAUGGCUGGCCGAGCAGGGUUGAACAGGGCGAGCCGUUCGACUCAAUGAGCGGCGGAUCGACCAAGUGGGACGCUGCACCAUAUAUUCUCAAUUGGUUUAGCAAGUGGGCCACCUACUAGGCGGCAAAGAGUGGGAUAAGCAGG
Bipolaris sorokiniana ND90Pr is the source of this 1023-nucleotide messenger RNA. RefSeq names its product carbohydrate esterase family 1 protein. The record is from RefSeq and is a predicted model, not a curated record. Gene Ontology annotation, molecular function: feruloyl esterase activity. The coding region runs from base 19 to 999 and encodes 326 amino acids. The transcript is spliced from 2 exons. NCBI's taxonomy places the organism in Eukaryota, Fungi, Ascomycota, Dothideomycetes, Pleosporales, Pleosporaceae.